AAGGUGUUCGCGUUACUUUCUAGCGCUCGCAAUCAUUGAAAUUACGUUGUAAAUUUGUUUAUGAGGAAGAUAACCGUGCUCGUGCACACUGCAUUUUCUUUACGCUUAUGGCAUCGUAAAUGCAUGAGCCUGAGGGGACUGAAAGUACAAUUCACCGCAGCACGCGAACACUGAGUGUCGUUGUUUUAUCAUCUCAUAUUUUUCCUUUAAAUCGCAUAUUCGCAAUGUACACCAACCAAGAAUUGUGACAGCCUUUUUAAAAACCUUACGUGAUAACGUAAGUAACUUACGUGAUAAUCUUUUUAUAAGAAUUUUUCACAUUUUUCAUCGGAACGAGAUGAAAGUCGAGUUACAAAUGAAAAAGUUUUAAUAAAAAUAGAAAUUCUUUGAAAGUUCAUGCUCAAACUUGGUACGUCAUCACAUUCCGAGAUUAUUUUGACUGUGGAACGAGGAAAGGUAAUUCAAUGAUGUUGUGUGACGUUUAUGAAUCACGCGUUGUACAUAACAUUCCAAGCUAGGCUGAACGGAAGUCGCCAAGAGGCUGUAACGUGUGAUCAAUUAUUAAUGAGUCUUGAGCUCGAUGCACAUUCUACGAUCUUUUACGUCGGCCACAUCGUGUCCGAAGUAUUUCGCCGCGUUAGCGCCACUAGGAAUACUGUAACCACUUCUAAAGGCACGAUAACGGUGUUCGAAGUUGUAGCUCGCGGUGGAUCGUACGAUGAUUUUUAUUACUUAACGAUGAGCGCGCAAAGAGACGAAGAGAAAUUCGUCGUCUUCAGGGUCUUUAACGAUUUACGAGCUUUCUGCAAACUAAUACACUCUCGAUCAACAACGAGCGACUACGUUGGCUGGCACGCUCAGGAACGCUUAAAUAUUCAGUCAUUGAAGCGAAACAGAUAGGACAAGUUCCUCGUUAAGAACGAAUCGAAAGAAAGUCGAGUUAAACGGAUAUAUUCAGGGUCGCAAUAGAGAAGCAUAACGUUGAUCAUCUGACGUGUGGGUGUUACGGCGUGAGACGAGAGGACGGAGAUCGCGAUCAAGGUUCAUCGAUCUAUCGCCAUGAGGUCGGCUUCUCGGUGCAUAGCUGCACCUUGAGUGCAUCCACCUGGUGAACGCCCACACCGCCCACUACAAAAGCGCGCAUAACGUGCGGAUCGUUUUCUUGUGAGCAAGACCGAGGCACCUUCUUUCCGAGCAUACAUCGACCUGUCGGCCAUAAUUCACGCUUUUCCGCCAUUACGUUCAAACAGAAAAGUGAGAGCCCUUUUCUGGAUGCAAUGGAAUACCGCCGGUCCAUUCGUCUCUGGAUAAGAUAUACGUUCGAGUUCUUCUUGUCCGAGAGAAAUAUUUUUAUUUCAUUUAAAAGAUUAUUUUCAUGUUUCUUUGCUUUGAUAGACAGACAAUUUUAUAAAUUAUUCAAUGUUUUUAAAAUAUUUCUUUGUUUCUUUCUUUUUUUGUCAUUUACGAGAUUAAAAUUAUUUUCUCUAAUUCCUGAUAUAGCUUAUAGUCUAAUUUUAAAAAUAUAACAAUCAAUUUUUUAUAUUUUUUAUCCAUAAGAAAUUGUAAAAGAAAUUAUAUGUAUGGAUUUAAUUUAUAUAAGAUUUAUUCGGCAA
Messenger RNA from Vespa velutina, 1613 nucleotides. RefSeq lists its product as uncharacterized. The record is from RefSeq and is a predicted model, not a curated record. The coding region runs from base 484 to 900 and encodes 138 amino acids. The transcript is spliced from 2 exons. NCBI's taxonomy places the organism in Eukaryota, Metazoa, Arthropoda, Insecta, Hymenoptera, Vespidae.